Chaetomium fimeti is the source of this 996-nucleotide messenger RNA. RefSeq names its product scaffold protein Nfu/NifU N terminal-domain-containing protein. Gene Ontology annotation, cellular component: mitochondrion. Lineage: Eukaryota; Fungi; Ascomycota; Sordariomycetes; Sordariales; Chaetomiaceae. Gene Ontology annotation, biological process: iron-sulfur cluster assembly. The record is from RefSeq and is a predicted model, not a curated record. The transcript is spliced from 2 exons. Gene Ontology annotation, molecular function: iron ion binding; 4 iron, 4 sulfur cluster binding. Bases 1 to 996 code for a protein of 331 amino acids.
AUGCCGUCGAACAAGCUAUUACGAGGCAUUGCGCCUCUAGUAUCCAACACCGCGCGCCCCACCAAACCCUCGACAUGCCUCCGAAUUCAACAACGAACCACAGCGGCGGCUGUUAGACGACACGCCCACACCGCACCAAGCCGCCGCCUCCUCCUCCCAUCCAGCACAUCCCCCGUCCGCCCACGCCUCCCACCAACCCACCCGCAACCAUGGCAGGCCCUCCUCCCCCAAACCGCCCGACGCACCAUCUUCAUCCAGACGGAGAGCACGCCCAACGCGGACGCGCUCAAGUUCCUGCCCAACCACCGGAUCCUGCCCGAGGGGCUGACGACGCCCUUCAUCGAGUACCUGAACCCGCGGGCGACGAUCGCGCCGCCGCACCCGUCGCCGCUGGCGGCGCAGCUGAUGAACAUCGACGGCGUGACGGCCGUCUUCUACGGCGCCGACUUCAUCACGGUGACCAAGGCCGCCGACGCCAACUGGGCCCACGUCCGGCCCGAGGUCUUUGCGCUCAUCACCGAGGCCAUCACCUCCGGCCAGGCGAUCGUUAACGUGGCUGACCGCAAGGAGGGCGGUGCCGCCGCCGGCGAGGGUGAAGAGGCCACGGCCGCGGAGAAGGAUAGUUUGGCGUACGACGAGGAUGAUACCGAGGUCGUGGGCAUGAUCAAGGAGCUGCUCGAGACGCGCGUGCGGCCGGCGAUCCAGGAGGACGGUGGGGAUAUCGAGUUCAGGGGGUUCGAGAAUGGCUAUGUGAUGCUCAAGCUGCGCGGCGCGUGCAGGACGUGUGACUCGAGCACGGUCACGUUGAAGAAUGGGAUCGAGGGCAUGUUGAUGCACUAUAUUGAGGAGGUCCAGGGCGUGCAUCAGGUGCUCGACCAGGAGGAGGAGGUCGCCAUGGCGGAGUUUGCCAAAUUUGAAGAGAAGCUCAAGGCGCAGAAGGGCGAGGUGCCUCCUUCAACGGUGGGAAAGGGCUCGCUUGAUACUGCGUCUGGCUGA